This is a messenger RNA of Sorghum bicolor (sorghum), 1521 nucleotides long. Its product is annotated as protein XRI1. The transcript is spliced from 9 exons. Gene Ontology annotation, biological process: male meiotic nuclear division; female meiotic nuclear division. The coding region runs from base 208 to 1128 and encodes 306 amino acids. NCBI's taxonomy places the organism in Eukaryota, Viridiplantae, Streptophyta, Magnoliopsida, Poales, Poaceae. The record is from RefSeq and is a predicted model, not a curated record.
AGACAGAGAAAGGGACGGGCAGCCGCAGAGGGCGAGGGCUGAAACCGUCUGCCUGGUGCCCAACGCCCCGCGCCCCCCACUACUACUUCCAGCAGCGCCACCUCCAGUCCAGUCGUCCUCCGCUCCACCUGCCCCCCCUCCCAAGUCCGGCGAGGAGAACCAACCGACAGACCAACCAGCCAAUCCGUCGUCGCUGUCGCCCGCCCGAUGGACGGUAGCCGCCGGAGCCCCCGGAUCCAAUCCACGGCCCUCGCCGCGGGCGCGGGGAUGGAUUACGACCUCGCCAUUGGUGAUCAGGGUGAGUUGUGGGAAUGGCAAAGUCAGGAGUAUGAUCUGCAGAAUGAUCUGUUAGCUGAUCCAUGUAGCAGCUUGUGGGCUGAAACAAGCAACAAUGUGGGUGACGAAUGGAGCAUGUUCGAUGAGCAAACACCAAUUAAACAUUGUACAGACUUCGAAUUUCAGUUCUGUGAUAUAGGGGAAAUCAUUGUCAAGGACUUUGAAGAAGGGAAAGAAACUUCACAGGCAAAACGCAGACGCAUGCUGCAGUUCUGUCCAGAAAAUGCUGAGAUGACAUGUUCUAUGACUGAAGAUGGCCUUUCCGAAAGUCUUCAAGAGAUGGAUUUUUCAGGUACCGACUGUUUGCUGAACUCGGAUGGGAUUGAUGAACUGCCAGAAGAAUGGCUAGUUGAUUGCUCACAAGAUAUACCUUGUUUACCUGCAGAAGAAAUGAAUAGCCCUGCUGCUGCCACGGAAAAAGCUGUCGAUAUCUCUGUGCAUUCGAAUUCUUCGCCUCGCCAACAGUCCAUCGUAGUCCAGAACAAUCUUGCACAAGCUAGAUCUACACCACUGAAAGCUGGCAAAAACAUUAUCGGAUCAAAGAAGGUGAGAGCAGCUGUGGCCUUCCCGUUCGAGCUUAUCAAGCCUUGCAGCUUCAGUGGAGACAUCACCUUGAACGACAUAAACAAGAAGCUCCAUGCUCCGCCGCCGUACAAGAUCAGGCACAAGAGCAAUGAGGAGCCCAACUCACUCCAAGCCUCGGCUAUGACGGGGAAACCUGUGGUCCACAAGACCAAGAUCCACACCGAGGGGGGAAGGGGGAGCAUAACGAUAACCAGAACCAGAGGUUAAGCUAACCAUUUGUGAUGCGAGCACAGUGGCUAUGCUAACAUUCGCCUUUGCAUUUCUGGCGCUCUGGGUUCGUCCCCAAUUGGUUUUGUGGCCGGAGAGAUGCAUGACCUUAGUAGAGUGCUUGUAGCAUUUCUGUGCUUGCUGUUUAUGGGAUAGAUGUUAGGUAGUUGGGUGUUCGUUCACGCUUGUAGGGGUGUCGCGGCUGUGCUUGUUUUUCCGUUGUUGGAAAGGUGAAGUAGUUGAUUUAGUUUGAUUAAUACGGACAUAUUGAUUUGGUGAGGUUAUGUAAAUCUGCGAGAUGUGGGCUUGACGACCAGAAACUUGGUUUGCUAUCUGGUUGGUUUUUGCCUGAACUGUUCUGAAACUAUAAUAGACCUGAAGCCCAACUGCAGA